GGUUUGCCAUGGGACUAUAACAGCUCACAUGAUCACAAUUUAAAAGGGACAAGGACGGGGGGAGGACACAGGCACACAGCAGCGGAACCAGAGCAACAGACAUAAUGAAGCUGCAGACUUCCCUUCUCUUGGUUUGUCUAUUUAGGACAAGCUUCGCUCUUCCAUUGCAGAUUGGAAUUAUUGCAAGCAACAGCAAUGAGAUUUUCCGACUGGAUGGACUAACUCUUGCAACUCUUGGACAAACUCAGGCGUCAUCAAUGUUGCCCCAGUAUGUGUUUCAGCAGCAGCAGCCGGAGGUGCUGCUCACUCCACAGAUGGUGAACAUGAACCCUCAAGGGAACAAUCCCUUUGGCCCCCAGGGGCCCCAGCUGUAUCUCCCCGCCCAGGGCAACCGUUUAAUGCCUAUGGUCGUACCGAAUGGCCAGCCGGAGCAGCUCGGACCACCGCAGGACCCCAACUCUCCCAACGUUCCUCAGCAGGCCCAAAACCCUUUUCAGGGCUUCCCAUAUUUCCAGUACCCGUCUUACGGAUUUCCCCAGUUGACCAGACAACAGGGCUUUCCAUACUUUUAUCCUCCUUAUGGCUAUCCGCAGCAGAGAAACAAUGUGGUGCUGCAGCCCAACAACGGUCAGCUGGAGAGAAGCACACAGAGACCACAGCUCCCUCUGCAGCAGGCUUCUCAACCUAAGGUGCAAACUGAACAAACAUGGCCACUGGGGACACAGAAAGAAGCCACCACGCUUCCUCCCGAUCCUCGUGGCGACACAUCUGGCCCGGGUGUCGAUGAGGGUCAGUCCAACUUCCCAUUCCUCUUCGAGCCUUAAAUGUCACUUGGGAAAUAUCAAGAAGCUGAUCAGAAAAUGAUUUUCUGUGUAUUUGGUCGAAUAAACUAUUCGGGAGUGUAGCAUUCUUCAAAAUGCAAUAUGGACUCGAUUGUAUUUACAUUAUUCUCCAUUCUGUGCUCUUACAACGUGUCAAAUAAAGAACUUUCUCAAAGGGA
Molecule: messenger RNA, 1000 nt
Organism: Gasterosteus aculeatus aculeatus (three-spined stickleback)
Lineage: Eukaryota; Metazoa; Chordata; Actinopteri; Perciformes; Gasterosteidae
Gene: odam
Product: odontogenic, ameloblast associated
Source: RefSeq, a predicted model, not a curated record